UUGGAUCGCGGUCCGCUGCAUGAACACACCCAACCAAGAAGCAGCCCAAGCAGGUAUUAGCAAGCACCAGCAGUAACAAUUUUUAACCAUGGCAACGGAGUUUCAGGCUACUUGUCAGCAGGCUGAGAUUCUCCACGACGAGGAGGAACCAAGUCGGCUGGAAUCAGAGCAGUUUCUUGACGAGGAGAAGCCAGAAAGCUACACCAACAAGCCUGCUGUGGUCGACCAAUCAGAAUCAACAGCCGAGUACCAAGAUCGUACCCUCGAAAUGAGAAAUGGAGAGGCAGCAAGGGCAUUGCAGCAGGCAGUGGAUCUGGACGAAGCAGCAAGAGCUGAGACUUUGAAACUACAAACAUUCGGAACCGGCUCUACGGGUAGCCAAAAACAACAUAUUGUGCCGACCAAGGACGGACAAGAUAAAACCAGUCCGAUUGGAGAGGCAGCAAGGACAUCUCAUCAGGCAGUGACUCUGGAUGAAACGGCAAGAGCUGAGAUGUUGAAAAUACAAACCUUCAACCCAGGGGACAGAAUCCGCUCUACGACUAGCAACAAUCAGCAUAUUGUGCCGACCAAGGACGAAGAUGAUAAAACCAGUGCGAUGGAGGGUUUCUCGCUGUUGGAAACAACUGAUACGGGAAAUGAAGAGGCAGCAAGGACAUUGCAGCAGGGGAUGGAUCUGGACAAAGCGGCAAGAGCUGAGAUUUUGAAGGUACAAACGUUUGGAAUUGGCUCAAAUAGUAGCAACAAUCAGCAUAUUGGGCCGACCAAGGACGAAGAUGAUAAAACCAGUCUGACCGGAGAGGCAGCAAGGAAUUUGCAGCAGGUGGUGACUCUGGACGAAGCGGCAAGAGCUGAAAUGUUGAAAAUACAAACUUUCGCAGCCGGCUCUACGAGUAGCCAAAAACAACAUAUCGAUGCCAAAAGUGGAUCAAGCGAUAAAAAGAAUCUGCCGACUCUCAAAUACAACACAUCUACCGGUAUUGCGACGACGACACCCUCAUUCACAUCCUCGGGAGUGACCACCAUUGAACAACUCAUGAGGGAUGGCUUGGAUGCCCCUUCACCCAUACCGCUGACACGCCAUUGCAAUAACCGGCCGUCGCCUGCCGCACCAGGAGCAUUUCGAGCAACCAUAGGUCAGCAGCCACAGCAAGUGAGUCAGCUCCACAAAGGCGGGAUGGAUGUUUUGACACGCCGCUACCAGGAUCCCAUGCUACAGACAGAAGAAGGACCUUCUCAGGAUCCCAUGCUGCAAGCCGAAGAAGGAUCUUCUCCUCCAGACGAUAAUCACAAUUUUCAAGAUGAAACAAGGGAAAGUGUUGCAAUUACUGGAGAAUUGAUGACUGACACAAUGCAAGGAAAAAAACUGUCAUACUGGACCAUUGCUGGUGCGAUUGGUUUGCUGGCAUUGAUUAUUAUUAUUGCAAUUGUGGUGGGUGUUACAACAUCCAAGGACAAAUCCAGCCCAGAAGAAGUUGACGAUAUAGGCACAGAAGAGAUUGCCAUCUCGUUGUAUACUUUUCCAUUGAAAGAUGUGUUUCCCACAGAAGAAUCAUCGUUGUCCAAUGAAACCCGACAAGCCAUUUUAUCUGAAAACGAACAAUCACCGCAGGUUCAGGCAUUUCAAUGGCUCACACAAGAUGAAAACUGGCAAAACUAUGGCAUGCCACAGCUACAGCAGCGAUUUGCUUUGGCCACUGUCUUCUAUGCCACUGGUGGCCCAAAAUGGUUUGAUCAUGUCCAAAGUACCAACUCCUACAAUCUAUGGCUUGAUUAUUCGACACAUGAAUGUUCCUGGUAUGGCAUGCCCAAUGUGUAUGGCCGGCAAAAGUGUUCCAACUACACGGCAACAACUGAAGCAUCGCAAACUAAUCCAUGGGAUGCCCAUUACCAUUAUCAAUCCUUGCAGCUAAGUGCCAAUCCAAGGCUCCUCCUCACGGCCAGGAAUACUGAAGCGAGGCUGCGAGGGACUCUUGUACCAGAACUGGCACUCUUGACCAAUCUACGAGAACUCGAUAUUGAACAUCAAAGCAUCAAGGGCACUAUUCCCAAUGAAUUGACCCAGCUCUCCAACACACUCCAGUACAUCUACCUGACAAAAUGUUUCUUCACUGGGACCAUUCCAGCACAGCUAUUUGUGUCAUCUCGUUCCCUCUUUAUGGGUCACACAUCUCGGUUGACAGCAUCGAUCCCCACCGCCAUUGGAGAUUCUUCCCAAAUGGCACAUUUAAUUUUGACAGAAACGAAUUUGCAAGGGACAAUCCCAACAGAGCUUGGCUUGGCCACUAAGCUGCAAGAGCUUCUGUUAAAUGGCAAUGACUUGAAGGGACCACUCCCCAGUGAAAUUGGGCAGCUUUCCUCCCUGAAAGUGUUGGACUUGACAGCAAAUAGGCUCUCUGGUUCUAUUCCCUUGGAGAUUGGACAAGCAGGACAGCUCCAGAGUCUCAGGUUGAGUAGUAACUUUGACCUGGAGGGCACCUUGCCUACCAGUCUGGCCCUCCUCUCCAAUCUGCAAGUGUUGGAUAUCUUCAAGAAUUCCAUUGAGGGAGCUCUCUGGCCAGAACUGUUUUAUGUGACAAGUGAUUUCAAUGGUACAUCGGCAGUGACCGCUUCUUGGCCAAAGCUCACUACCUUUAUUGUCACUGAGAAUGGUCUCACGGGUCCUAUUCCUUCCGAAAUUGGCCUUAGCAGAUCCUUGAAGGGUCUGUUCUUGGCCCGAAACCGCUUUGAGUCUCAGCUGCCCACGGAACUUGGCUUGUUGUCCAAUUUAGAAUGCUUGGGAAUUACCGAAAAUCGAUUCACUGGCCAAUUCCCCCCUGUUGGUGCUGGUUUGAUAACCGAUGUCAAUGCCGACCUGUCGGCUUCAUCAGAAUUGCGUGGGAACUUUGUAGCUCAAUGCGUUCAAAACUGAGAAAAAGGACACCUAUUCAUACUGGUAGCUUUCUUCGCCUGAAUUGGUGUUUGCAGACUUGAACAGCCUAUUUCCAGUAGCGUAUUCUUUUGCAUGAGUUGAGUUCUGCCCUGUCUUUGAUUUAUUCGGAGGGAUGCAAGAGUGAAACCAGACGAAUCGCGGCAGGCUCAUGAAUUGUGGCAGCAUGAUACAUGGCUUGAUUAUGAUGUAGUUUGUUUUGUGGGCAACUUGCUAGCCAGCUACCAGUACUGUACUGGAGUAGUUAACCUCGGCAGUCUUGCUGCCAGAGCCCUCAACCCCUUUAAUUGUUUUUCCUGCUACGGUGGUCCCUGCAGGUAUAAGGGUAGGGUUAGAAUGCAAAUAAGUCAGCAAAACUAAAUAGGUAUCCUAGCUAGGAUGGUGCUUUUAAAAAUCAGCUAAAGCUAUUUACAUGCAUCCUAGUAGGGCGAUUUGCUUCUACCAGGAAAAACUCUAAAGCCAGCGAACGCUAUAUAACUAGGAUUCUAGCUAGCUAGGGGUAUCUGCUUCUAGCUUGCUAUGGGAAUGUGCUUCUAGCUAGGGGGGGUCUACUUCUAGCUAGCUAAGCGCAAGCUAAGCACUAGCUAAGCACUAGAGGUAUCUGCUUCUAAGCUACUGGAACGCUGUGGAAAUCGCGGUAUCUUGUCAGACGUGCUUCCGAUUUUGUCUAAUUUUGAAAUAAGACAAGAUUGAAAACACGGUUUUGUCCUAAUUCUCAAGCUUGUCUUCAAAUCUUGUCCUAUAAGCCAGAUUGGCUCUUCUGGUCUUGUCAUAUAGGACAAGGUUGCUGUCUCUAAAUCUUUCAUCUUGUCCUAAGUCUUUAAGCCAAU
This is a messenger RNA of Seminavis robusta, 3759 nucleotides long. The record is from the annotation of a GenBank genome assembly. Lineage: Eukaryota; Bacillariophyta; Bacillariophyceae; Naviculales; Naviculaceae.